Molecule: messenger RNA, 1200 nt
Organism: Peniophora sp. CBMAI 1063
Lineage: Eukaryota; Fungi; Basidiomycota; Agaricomycetes; Russulales; Peniophoraceae
Source: the annotation of a GenBank genome assembly
AUGGCUGAACAACCCUUCACUAUCUCCGUUCCGAACGACCAGCUCGAUCUUUUGAAGCGAAAGCUGGACCUUACGCGUUUGCCUGACGAGCUCGAGGGAGCAGGGUGGGAUUAUGGUGCUCCCCGAGCUGACAUUGAGCGUCUACUCAGACGGUGGAAGGAUGGGUUCGAUUGGCGCGCGGCCGAAGCCGCACUGAAUAAGGAGCUCCCCAUGUUUACUCGCGACAUCGCCGUCGAGGGACACGGAGCGCUCAACAUUCACUACAUUCAUCAGCGGAGCGCGAUCCCCGGAGCCAUCCCGCUACUCUUCGUCCAUGGCUGGCCGGGAAGCUUUAUAGAGGCUCGGAAGAUACUACCUCUACUUGUCACGCCCGACGAUGAGAACGCGCCGGCCUUCCAUGUUGUUGCACUUUCGCUCCCAGGGUACGGGUUCUCUGAAGCGGCGAAGAAACCGGGACUGGGUCCACAGCAGAUGGCCGAGAUCAGUCACAAAUUGAUGCUCGCGCUCGGUUAUAACGAGUACGUCUGCCAAGGCGGGGACUAUGGAUAUGUGGUCACCAUGCUAGUCGCGAACAUGUACGGGCCAACUCAUGUGAAGGCAUGGUACACAGAUACGCCGGAGCUGAAGGCACCCGGUGCCGAUAUUCAGUACAGUGAACGCGAUCAGGCGACACUGAAGCGGAUGGACGACGUCAUGAAGACUGACACGGGCUACAUGUUCCAGCAAGCCACGAAGCCGCAGACGCUGGGUUAUAGUCUCUCCGACUCGCCUGUAGGACUACUUGCCUGGAUAUACGAAAAGCUGGUGGCUUGGACCGAUGCCUACACGUGGACUGAUGACGAGGUAUUGACCUGGGUAUCCAUCUAUUGGUUCUCGCGUGCUGGACCGACGGCAUCUACACGGAUCUACUACGAGUCGAGAGUGGCAGGACUCGGUCCCGAGAUCGACCCGGGAAUGCUGUUCAAGGUCUACGACGUCAACGUACCUAUCGGGAUAUCCGUCUUUGCUGGAGAGCCCACGACGCCGCCUGAAUCGUGGAUCUCACCUUACGGUGACCGAGUUGUGCAAUCGGUUCGUCACGAACGCGGAGGCCAUUUCGCCGCUUACGAGGUACCCGAGCUCCUCGUAGGCGAUUUGCGCAAGAUGUUUGGAAAGGGCGGGCCUGCCUAUCGUGUUGUGGAAGGCAAUGAUGGCUACUAG